AGAUACCUCAGUCGCUCUCGCCACCGAGAAUCUUCAUACACAACCGCCAAAAUGGUCAAGACAUCCGUCCUCAAUGACUGCUUGAACGCCAUCAACAACGCCGAGAAGGCUGGCAAGCGCCAAGUCAUGAUCCGCCCGUCCUCCAAGGUCAUCGUCAAGUUCCUGACCGUCAUGCAGCGUCACGGUUACAUUGGCGAGUUCGAGGAGGUCGACGACCACCGCAACGGCAAGAUUGUCAUCCAGCUCAACGGCCGCAUCAACAAGACCGGUGUCAUCUCUCCCCGCUACAACGUCCAGCUCCGUGACCUCGAGAAGUGGGUCGUCAAGCUCCUUCCCUCGCGUCAAUUCGGUUACAUUGUCCUCACCACCUCGGCUGGUAUCAUGGACCACGAGGAGGCCAGGAGGAAGCACGUUGCCGGCAAGGUCCUCGGUUUCUUCUACUAGGUUCUCGUAUGAUAUGGUGGGAAAGGGAUGCAUAUACCCGGGCUUAGGCAAGCAUGUAAAUGUUUGACUAGGUAGUCCAUCAGGGCGACGAUAGAUGAAGAAAUGACAAAAAGUUAUGACGCAUUUGGCUAUGUGAGCUUUUCCCUCUGAGUGACAAUGCGGAAUCAGCUUGUGGUCAUCUCGUCGAGCACUUCCAAAUUGUUUUGCACCAGAACGUCAACUUUCGCCAUCCCGUUCUCCUUUUGCAUUUUAUGACUUGAUGUGAAGUUAAACAAAUCACGAA
Messenger RNA from Dothidotthia symphoricarpi CBS 119687, 727 nucleotides. RefSeq names its product 40S ribosomal protein-like protein S22. Gene Ontology annotation, molecular function: structural constituent of ribosome. The record is from RefSeq and is a predicted model, not a curated record. NCBI's taxonomy places the organism in Eukaryota, Fungi, Ascomycota, Dothideomycetes, Pleosporales, Dothidotthiaceae. The transcript has 2 exons. Gene Ontology annotation, cellular component: cytosolic small ribosomal subunit; ribosome. Gene Ontology annotation, biological process: translation. Bases 52 to 444 code for a protein of 130 amino acids.